Dalotia coriaria is the source of this 4907-nucleotide messenger RNA. RefSeq names its product serine/threonine-protein kinase N (gene Pkn). Gene Ontology annotation, biological process: signal transduction; protein phosphorylation. Bases 637 to 3918 code for a protein of 1093 amino acids. Gene Ontology annotation, molecular function: small GTPase binding; ATP binding; protein serine/threonine kinase activity. Gene Ontology annotation, cellular component: cytoplasm; nucleus. The transcript has 11 exons. NCBI's taxonomy places the organism in Eukaryota, Metazoa, Arthropoda, Insecta, Coleoptera, Staphylinidae. The record is from RefSeq and is a predicted model, not a curated record.
CGAGGGCGAGCGUGUUUGUUGGGUCGGCGGACACCUCGUUCGUUCGUUCGGCGCGCCGCUCGCCUGUUGCGUCCGCUCCGUAAUCACGAGCCCGGCACCCGUCGCGCUGGUUUUGUGCGUUUCGGCGUAGAAUCCGCCGCAAUCCCGCGAUCAGUACGCCGUCGUCUCACGCCGGUUUUGCCGUGCGCGUCGCAUCAUAUGUGGAUAUGUGGGCUCAAUUGUGAUAUGAGAAACGCCGAAACGCCUAUUUCCCUGUGCCUGGAACCGCUCGCAACGCUCAGUACCGAUUCUACCGACUUGUUUAUCUCAUGCGAGAGACCGCCGUGCCUUCGUUGCGGUGUUAAUCAUAUCAGUGCGCUCGUACGCUCGUCAUUCCUAACCCUCAGUACGUUGUUUACCUCAAGUACCUGACCGUGGACUCGAGGAGAUUACGCGUCGCACGAGGUUGACUGAAAGUUCGGCGUCGACAUCAGAGAAGAAAAUUGAAAACGCGCCAGGAAUUCGCCUCUUUCUUACAUAAAUAUCUCCGUGGAGCGAGGAGCAGUGAGUGAUGUUGAAGUUGUUUGUCUCGUCGAGUUGACCGCGCGACUGCAAGAUGGCCGACCUGUGGUAGAAGUGUGCGGAUAAGUUUCUACCAUGAUGAAGACGAUGGUCUUGAAGAAAUCCGGCCUGCAAAGCGUCGAUCGCAGUUCCUUCGGCAGCAGCGGCGGAUUUAGCAUCAGCAGCAAAUUCAGUGCGAAACACUCGAAACUGAACGGCAAGAACGAUCACAAUGGACAUCACAAAGGGAGUGUUGGGAAUGUUAAUAAUCUGAUGGGUGAUUACAUUCGUCAUCCAGUUUUGUACGAGUUGUCGCACAAGUAUGGCCUGCCCACGGAGCACCUGCCCGACUCGCAGCUUGCGUGCAAGCUCGAGGAACUCAAGGAAAUCAUCCGCAAGGAGAUCCGGCGCGAGCUCAAGAUUAAAGAGGGUGCUGAGAAGCUGCGCGAGGUGGCCACCGAUCGCAAGUCGCUCAAUCAUGUCAGCGUUAUUGUCAAGAACGCCAACUCCAAACUGGCCGAGCUGAAGUAUGAGCUUUCAGAGUUGGAAUCGCAGAUUAUCUUGACCCAGGGCCAAAGCUCGCCGUCUUGUCUACCUACCAAUGGAGACUCUAUGAUUUCGUCGCCGUUAUCAUCACACCAGAAAGGACAAGAUGGCGCGUUUCAAGAUCCGCGAUUGCAAUCGCUGGAGAAGCAACUGAACAUUGAGCUCAAAGUGAAACAGGGCACUGAAAAUAUGAUCCAAAGCAUCACACGCGAUAAGAAAUUACUCGCGGAAGCGCAGCAAAUGCUGCUGGAUUCCAAGGCAAAAAUAAACUUCCUACAAAUGCGUAUUCUUAAAGUAAAACAUAAUAUUAACAAUAAACACCACAGCGGUUCUAUUCACGAUUUAUCUUCAAACGGCGAUGCCAGGGAACUGGAAACUUCUUUAGAAGAGCGGAUCGACGACAUUAGACACCGUCUGCGCAUCGAGGCAGCCGUUGUUGAAGGAGCCAAAAAUGUGAUUCGCUUGUUGCAAAAUGGCGGCAAGGAAAAGUCGGACAAGAAAGCUCUGCAAGAGGCUCAAGCUAGUUUGUCUGCAAGUAGCAAGAAACUAGACCUCCUAAAAAAGUCCCUCGAACUGCGUCGGCAUGAAUUGCCGCCCGAUAGUCGAGCCGCCGAGUUGCUCAAGCGCGAACUGCAGAAUGUGCAAGCUGCAAGUCCACACACAGUGUACACCAGCUUACAACCAUUCGAUUCGUCAGACAAAAAGUACAAUACAUCACUAUCGACGUUUAACCGGACGGCGGCUGUGACUGGCACGCUGGAGGUUCGUCUCAUGGGUUGCCAAGAUUUGCUGGAGGAGGUGCCAGGUAGAUCCAUGCGGGAUCGCGAUGUCACCUCCAGCCCCAGCGACUUUAGGGGAUUUAUGAAGGGCGUCACGGGUCGCAGUUCCUCUAAAAGCUACAUAGUAAAGAACGAAAUCAGCAAUGAAAUUAUGGCACUGAUCAAGUUGGACAACCAACUUGUGGGCCAAACCAGUUGGAAACCAUGUUCACAACAAGCUUGGGACCAGAGAUUUUCAAUUGAACUAGACAAAUCGCGAGAGCUAGAGAUUGGCAUCUAUUGGAAAGACUGGCGAUCGUUGUGCGCCAUUAAAUUUCUAAAACUAGAAGAGUUUAUAGAUGAUGUACGCCACGGCAUGGCGCUGCAAUUAGAACCGCAAGGGUUAUUAUUCGCUGAGAUCAAAUUCCUUAACCCGAUGAUCACGCAACGGCCAAAGCUGCAACGACAGCGCAAAAUAUUCAAACAGGAAAUUAAGAAUUUCCCGCGUGCCAACCAAAUGAACAUCAAUGUUGCUACUUGGGGUCGUCUACUAAAACGCAAAGGUGAAAAUCCGCAACCACCUAGUCCUCCAGAAUCACACAAAUCGGAUUCCGAACCAGCUGAGGACAAGGCGGAAACACCGGGUGAAAUUCCCGAUCCCCAGAUUGGCGGGCUUGGUGGUCAGCGGCCAUUAGGAUUGGGGGCACCUAUGCUUCCUGUGGAGACACCUCCAGCGCCCGCUCCUAGAAAGAUGCAGCCUCCGCAAACUCCGCCUCCAUUACCACCAAGGAUGAAUUCGUUGGAAGAUGAGAACGCGGCGUUGAGCGCGUUUGACUUCCUAGACGAACGGGAAACGCGGGUGGGGCCUCUAAUCAUUCCGAGCACGCCCAACACUCCGGUUAGUUAUGAACACCAUCAUCAGCAUCAGUACCAUGUCGAGCUGCCGGUUUCUGAACCGGUGGUCGAGUUUCCCGACGACGACGAGGCGGUGGAACCACGUCGUCCUAUUGCACGUGAACUUAGUCGAACCACAUCGUACGAAUCACGCCGGCUCUCCAUGCCGAAGAUCGGCAUGACAAUGGAGAACUUCAAAUUGAUCAGCGUUCUGGGUCGCGGUCACUUUGGCAAAGUUAUUCUGUCACAGUACCGCAACACGGGCGAAUACUUUGCGAUCAAGGCGCUGAAGAAGGGAGAUAUAAUUGCGCGCGACGAAGUCGAAUCGCUACUCUCAGAAAAGCGCAUUUUUGAAGUGGCUAAUUCGAUUCGCCAUCCGUUCCUGGUCAACCUCUUCUCGUGCUUCCAGACAGAGCAGCACGUCUGCUUUGUAAUGGAGUACGCGGCCGGUGGAGAUCUUAUGAUGCACAUACACGCCGACGUCUUCACCGAACCACGCGCAGUCUUCUAUGCUUCGUGCGUCGUGCUUGGAUUGCAAUUCUUACACGAAAACAAAAUUAUUUAUCGCGAUUUGAAGCUGGAUAACUUGCUUCUUGAUACAGAGGGAUACGUAAAAAUUGCCGAUUUCGGUCUUUGUAAGGAAGGAAUGGGCUUCGGUGAUCGUACCGGGACUUUUUGUGGAACACCAGAAUUUUUAGCGCCGGAAGUCCUUACAGAAACUUCCUAUACACGUGCUGUGGAUUGGUGGGGACUUGGUGUGCUUAUAUUUGAAAUGUUAGUCGGUGAGAGUCCGUUCCCUGGCGAGGACGAAGAGGAGGUGUUUGAUUCUAUUGUCAACGAGGAAGUUCGUUAUCCUAGGUUCCUGAGUUUGGAAGCAAUUGCAAUUAUGAGAAGAUUGUUGCGAAAGAAUCCUGACCGCCGUCUGGGUUCAAGUGAUAGAGACGCUGAGGAUGUACGUAAGCAGGCGUUCUUCAGGAUGAUCAAUUGGGAAGACCUGCUUCAUCGUAAAGUCAAACCACCAUUCGUACCUACUGUCGAUUGUUUGGAAGACGUAAGUAACUUUGAUGAGGAGUUCACGAGCGAAAAACCGGCGCUCUCGCCGCCAAAAGAACCGCGAAUACUGACUGACAAGGACCAACUUCUUUUCAAAGAUUUCACCUAUAUGGCUGAUUGGUGCUGAUAAUGCCAACGUUAGCUGUUGCACGUUUCAGCAAAACGAACAAAAUGAGAAGGAAGCGCGCUGCGAACUAAAGCUCAUCUUUCACAUGCAAUGAUUUUUGUUACAAAGCCAACUCUUUUUUUAUUGUUUCCGAAUUCUAUGAAGUAAUUGAAAGAAUGCCAACAUUGAAUGAAGCAAUUGAAUUAGAUCAAGUUUAGAUGAUAAUGAAAUGUUAAAUCAAUUUGUAAGCAUUGUUAAUUGAUAGUUUUUAGUAAGAUCUCAAGUGGCUGCACUAUAUUUUCCAGCCAAGCAUGAUAAGAAACGAAAGAGAUUAUGGAAAUGAUCGAUGCAUAUCUAUUUGAAAAUACGAGAGAAGUGAUACUGAGAUUUCAUAAAUUGGUGAUAAUAUAAUCGGACAAGCUGAAAUAUAACAAGUGCUUUGCAAGGCGGAAGCAACCCAAUAAAAGUUUUGGUCGCGAAUGCAAAAAAUUAACAUUAUCAAGGUAUAAGCAAAGACUGCAUAAUCUAUAACUGAACAAUAAUUAAUCUAAUAAUAUUGAAAAUGUGAAUUUUAGCAUUUGUAACAAUUUUCAAUGUAAUGAAAGCCUAAAGAAAAAGCCAUUUUAUGUUUAUUGAUGAAAGAACAGUUCUAUUUAUAAGCAACGCAAAUAAUGAAUUACAUGGUGUAUGAUGUAGCAUAAUGUGCCUCCAUUUGUUUAUAGCGGUUGCAAGUGCGAUUUAAAGGCGCCUGCAACUGAUGUUGUAUUAAUGAUAGCAAUUCAUUAGCUUUUAUAAUCCCUUACAACUAUGAGCGUUCAUAAAUUUGUUGCAUUUCAAGCCUGAACUGAGUAAAUUUAUUUUAUUUAUUAGACUCUGUGAAAUUGCAAGUUUAACAUUAUGGACAAUCACUUUUAUCUAUCUUGUUAGUAUUCUUAGUCUUUAUUGCCUUGUAGACGAUAUACACACAUUACAUUUAUUAAUCGUAAUAAAUCAACAUAUUUAUGUACAUA